UUUCUCAUUGAUUUAUUCUAUAUUUUUUAGGAUUAGGCUGCUGAUUAACAACAAUCAAUAUGGAGUUCCAGGCAGUGAUAAUGGCCGCUGGUCGGGGGUCUCGGAUGACGGACUUGUCAAACAACAUCCCUAAAGCACUUCUUCCCAUUGGAAACCAUCCCAUGAUAUGGUACCCCAUCAAUAUGCUGGAGAAAGCUGGCUUCGAGAGAGUGAUCAUCAUCACCUUGGAGUCUGUUGGAAAGGAUCUGAGACAGAAGUUGAAGUCUUGCGGUGAGAUCAAGCUGGAGUUGGACAUCGUGACCAUCCCAAACGAUGAAGACUGGGGCACGGCAGAGUCUCUCAGACACAUCAGAGAUAAAAUCAAGACCGAUGUCCUAGUCAUAAGCAGCGACCUCAUCACAGAUAUAGAGCUACACCUCCUGGCAGAUAUCCAUCGGAAGUAUGACUCUACAAUCACGACUCUCCUCUAUCAACAAGCAGAUCAAGGUCUCGAGGGAAUGACGGUACCCGGGACCAGGACUAAGAAAAAAUCAGAUCAAAGAGACAUCAUAGGACUGGAUGAGAAGGGUCAGCGUAUGCUCUUGAUGACAGCAGAGGCUGAUGUGGAAGUUUCUCUGGGACUCAAGAUGUCAUUACUUAGAAAGUUUCCAUGCAUACAGUUUGAGACCAGGCUAUUAGAUGCUCACAUGUAUUUCCUCAAGAAAUGGGUGGUUGAUUUCCUGGCUGACUCUAAGCAGGGCAGAAACCUAACUACGUUGAAAGGAGAGGUACUGCCAUAUCUUGUCAAGAAACAGUUCUCCAGAAUAUCUCACGCUAGUAAGGCUGAUGACAAAGACAGUGCAAUCAUCAAUGUCAAACAGGAUGGGCAAUUAGAUUUAUCCCAGUACCUCCCUUACGAUGAGUUGAGUAAGAAAUCUUUGGAGAUGUCGCCAUGGAAUGCACACAAGGGUGAGAUGUCCAGGGUCUACCAGAAGGGGGACAGUCUUCGCUGCUACACCUACAUCGCUUCCAGUGGCAUGUGUCUGCGGGCCAACAAUGUGGCUGCUUACUGCGAGGCUAACAGACAGGUGACAGCACAGAAGCACCUGCUAGGCGAUGAGCCUCUCAUUCAUCCUUCAGUCAAUAAAAGCAAAUCUUCAGGGGAUGGGAAAUCCCACUCUUCAAUUGGCAAAGACUGCAUGGUAGGAGAGAGGUCCAGCAUUGGGGACCAGGUCUCGGUCAAGAGGUCCAUCAUUGGACGUCACUGCACCAUCGGGGACAAGGUCAAGAUCAACAACUCGGUCAUCAUGGACCAUGUUACCAUUAAUGAAGGAUGUGUCAUACAAGGAACCAUUCUGUGUCCCAAUGCUCACGUUAACAAGAAUGUCGAUUUAAAGGACUGUAUAGUCGGAGCAUCACAGAAUGUUGUGGAAGGUGCAUCCUACAAUGGAGAAGUCAUUGGAGAGGGUGACAUGAUGAUGGAGAUCUGAUUGGUUUCAAUGGCAAUAGGACACUGAUAUCUCCAGCCAGCAUCACAUUACCUCAAGACAGGCUAUAGAAAAUGGCAUUGCAGGAUUCGGUUGAUGAAAUGACUUUUAAACCACGUUUGUUCUGUCGGAUGGACACUCCAGAAAAAUUCUGCAUGAAGCUACAACAUCUGCAUUGAAGUCACACACACACACCUCAAGAAGGAUCAUGUUGUGGGAUAUGUAUCUUUGGGAUGCACACUUGAGGAUGUAUGAUCUGUCUCUGAGAUGGGCUUCAGG
Molecule: messenger RNA, 1745 nt
Organism: Strongylocentrotus purpuratus (purple sea urchin)
Lineage: Eukaryota; Metazoa; Echinodermata; Echinoidea; Camarodonta; Strongylocentrotidae
Gene: eif2b3
Product: translation initiation factor eIF-2B subunit gamma
Exons: 12
Coding region: 60-1469 (469 amino acids)
Biological process (GO): cytoplasmic translational initiation; biosynthetic process
Cellular component (GO): eukaryotic translation initiation factor 2B complex; guanyl-nucleotide exchange factor complex
Molecular function (GO): translation initiation factor activity; guanyl-nucleotide exchange factor activity
Source: RefSeq, a predicted model, not a curated record